AUGGCCUGCACCGUGCCCUCCUCUUACACGGGUGAGUCUGUGCGCGGCACCAUUUACCGUCUCUACGGCCAGCGCCCUAAUGUGGCUCUCAGCAUUCUGCAUGCCACCGUGCCACCAGUGACGGCAAGUCUCCUCCAGCAGCGCGCGGACGUUUUCGACGCCAUUCUCGACUGCAUCCACGACGAGCUGUACACCAGCAGCUCAGCAAUUGACACAGAUGUGGCGACGUGCUCUUCCGUGAUAACUGACCACUGGUUGCUGAGCGUGCCCGAGUCGCUGCGGUGUGAUGAGAAGGCGGUGGUGAACUACCUUGGAAUGCUCGUGGCAAUCGACUUCUGCCAUUGGGCAGAGGUGCCGUGCAACGGUCGCAGAUGCACCACUGCCCGCGUAGGAGAGGAGGUGACAGGGUUCGGGGGGUUUUACGCCGCCGUUGAGCCGCCAAGUGGGGAUUCGGGGUUGAUGAACAGGGGCACGACCGCCACUGCUGCGGUCGCAGAGCUUUUCACCGAGCCGUCGAACACAGCCCCAACGGAACUCGGCGCACCUCCAACGGUCGUCACUGCCACUGCGACGCUGUUACGUGGAUCUGCAGCCAUGAUGUACCUCCUCCGCCGUGCUGUGGAGGUGCACCACCUUCCGUGGUUUCAUCCAGACUUUCUCCAGUGCUUUCGGGGAGACACGGCGGCCGCAAUGAGUGCGCUGAGUGUGUGCUUCAUCGGGUGCAGAGAGGACGGCGUUACCCCGCUGUGGAUGCCGUGCACCCGCGAGCGCGUCGAGCUGCUGCUGUCCCUUGCCGACGCAUUUGUCUCACGUCGAACGUCUUACUACGCACUUCUUCGCGAAUGUGAUGGCUUUAUUUUCGCGCCUGACGCAGCAGCGGCCGCCAAGGCAUCUUGUGGAUUUGUUCCCGCACUCGUGCGCUUUCACCCGCGCUACUGUGACUUUGUGCGUGUGCCUGUUGAAGGCCCUGGCUGCCUUAGCGUAAAUGCCGGCGAGGCCGCCUCAAGGGUGCGGAUUCUGCCGGUGUUGAAGCUCAGUCAGCUGACCGCGUUGGCGAUAGAGCAAGCGCUGACGGCGUUGUGGCGGUACCAGGCUGCCAACAGCCCUUCUUCAACAUCGCGUAUAUCUACCGCUCCACCUUCCGCCCCCGCGGACUCGUGGCUAGCAGAUCGAGCCGCUUGCGUGGCGCAUGCCGGUUUAGAGUCCAGCACGACGGGGUUGCACUCGUCCCUCUCGGGUGUUUUCGUUGAUAGCGCAAAGCUCAGCAUCUGCUGCGAUUAUCAAAUUCCCAAGGCGCUGCGCGCAGCAGGGCUGCUCCUGUACGACGACCACCUCGCUUGCCUUGUGGACCGGCACGUCCUUCUAUUGCCGGGCUCGGUAGAGGAGGUGUCAAUCCGCGUGGCAACCUUGAUCGCCGCGGAGCGUCUCUUGGAGUUUCUCAACACCCCAGAGCAGAAGCAGGCGUUGCUUGCAAGGGGCGCUGGCGCGGCGGCAGCAGAGGUGCCAGGGGCCGCGGUGCAGCUUCCAGAGAAGAAGUCCUGCAACGUGAUGCAUCUCGACUACGCCUUGUGGUACGUGGGGCGCUAUAUGCUUCCGAGAAAGGCGCGCCAUCAUCUUUGCCGCACCAUCAUGUACUGA
Leishmania braziliensis MHOM/BR/75/M2904 is the source of this 1638-nucleotide messenger RNA. RefSeq lists its product as hypothetical. The transcript has a single exon. The record is from RefSeq and is a predicted model, not a curated record. Bases 1 to 1638 code for a protein of 545 amino acids. Lineage: Eukaryota; Euglenozoa; Kinetoplastea; Trypanosomatida; Trypanosomatidae.